AGAAGAAAUGCAUCCAUCCAGGUUCUACGGACACAGGCGGGGCUCUGUGGUGCUCAACUUACCUGGACUUGAGGUGUUCCCCGGGGACCUUCUGGUGUCAGAUGGAGCUGCCGAUUACCUGUGCCACCCACUUCUGCUGCUGAAUUCAGACUCCAAAAAGCCAAGAUGGCCUUUCUCCAAGAGAGGAGUGGGCAAAGACAAACACAAGUACGUAUCUGAUCUGGAAAACUGCCUCUCCUCCGUGAAGAUUACAGACUUCAGGGGCUAUGAGUUCCAGAGCCUUAAGGACAAGACCUGGAACGAAGUCGUGGAAACACAUCAAAAACUUCGUACUGAUCAGUCAGACCUGAAAAUGCAGCAAGAGGCUGUGUGGGAGCUCUUCACAAGUGAAUGCACCUAUUUCUUGGACCAUUUAUUAGUUCUUAAGAUGAUCUUCAUGAAUACAUUAAAAUAUCUACAAACUCAUGAAUAUCUCCUGGAUGUGGAUUUAUGGAGACUUUUUGCAAAUCUGGAGGAGUUAAGUCAGACAAGCUUUGGUUUUGUGAACAGUCUUUGGGGCGUCAUCAAGGACUAUAUCGACACUUCUGAGACUUCACCAUCGAUGGAUUUCAUGUCUGUUUUCACAAAGGAUUUCCGAGGCAGCCUCUGUCAGAGCCACCAGACCUACUGCCUGAACUACUCAGCCGCUGUCUUUUACCUUGAGAGCCUGAGGCGAAGAGACGACUUUGGAAUUUAUUUGAAAUGGUGUGAGCAAAAUGAGCAGUGCAGACGGCUUCACCUGCCCGAGCUACUAGUGGCACCACUGCACAGGCUGACUCGAUACCCCUUGUUGCUGAGGAAUAUCUGGAAAAGGAGUACAGACUCUACGGAGAAAAUCAUGAUCUACUCCAUCAAAGAAAAGGUGGAAAAGUCGAUCCGGGAUCUUGAAGGAAAAGUGAAGUGGCUUGACAAUUUCCAAAAAUGUAGACAUCUACAGGAGAUUAUAGUGUGGCCUCCGCUUUGGGAGAGAGACAAAAGAUUUUUUAUUCCAGAGUGCCUGAAACAUAUUUUUAAAGAACACAUGGCAGAAAGCAUCUUGUCACCAACCAACAGACACCUUCUCUAUGAAGGGAAAUUAACUCUUGCAGAAAGCACAAGAUUCCUAGAUGUUUAUCUGUUUCUCUUCGAUGAUUUCCUCUUGGUUACAAAAAUGAAGCGCAACAAAAAGAAACUUGGAGGCUCGGACACUGGUUUAAUGUGCCCUUCACUUACUCUCGAGUUGCAAACAGUAAUAAAAGAGGGUGGUUCGUGUACAGUUCUUGAUCAGCCCAUUCCACUAGAUAGAUUGGUGGUCAAAAGUAUCGAUCCACUCCAUGUGUCAGUCUUUGGGCUGAGAAAUGCUUUCCUUAUACAACAUGAAAACAGAUACCGACAGUGUAUAGCAGCGUUCUUACUACAAGCCCAAACGGAAAACACCAAAAAAACAUGGAUGGCACAAAUAGCAGCAGCAAUCUCUUGCUUCACCAAGAGUCAGGAAACCAAGAAAAUAUCUUUAUUCACAUUGCCUGCAGAAUCCUCUGAAAUUUAGAUAUCUAAAACAAGUGGCACAUCUUUUUAGACAGUAGGGAUUAAGGUAUUCUUUUAUUCAAGCUUUUGUAACACUUAGUGAUGAGCUAGAAGGAAAUGUGCAUUUGAAAGGACUUCCAGAAUUGGAGAAUUUGAGCCAGAAAAGUCCUCAGUAUAGAGGAAUAAUGACUGCAGCAAAUUUGAGCUCUGAGGAAUUUCCUGCCAAAUAUAUGCUGACAUCCAGACUACCUUACAAUGUUUCAGCCAGGCUGGCAAGAGGUGCCAGUGAAGCAUGGUGAUGUUGUAAUUUGUAAGUAGUCAAUGAUCAGGUAAAUGGAAUGUCAGGAGGAAAACAAUGUCCACCACAUGUACCCAAUAUGAAUCUACCAUCUUCCUUUGUGUUUAUCUAUAAUGAAACCAAUUUUCUUAUAUGGCUUGUAAACCAGCUGUGUAGUCCUACCUCACACUCAGUAGUACUUGAUACAAAGUUUGAUUGCUUUCUUAAUAUAUUAAGAAAUAAGACAUAUUUUAGUAGUUUAAAAAUUCCUAUUCUCUGACAGUUUACCUAUCUCAGGUGUAUUUUACAAUACUCUAACUUGGAAGUAGAGAAUCCCAAAGAGUAAAUUCUAUUAUUUUAAGAAAGAAAAAGCUGAUAUCUCUUCCAGUUUCAUUAGUUAACAUUUUUACAUGGGAGAUUUUCAUAGAAAUUAAGUUAUCUUUCUCUAAACCUCAUUUUUUGAAGAAUGAUGGAGUUUGUCAUAAAACUACUUCCUGGUUUUCAGUAGGGUGUGUGUGUGUUGUUAGCACAGUACAGUUUUAUUUGGUAGGACUUGAAGCUUCAUUAGAAUUUUUAUCAAGAAAGGCAGCUUAAACUGUAUUACUGUGGCGGAAUAUACCAUUAACUGCGCUUAAGGAACUAGUUCUUAUAGUCAGAUUAUAUCCAAAAAAUCCACAAAUUUCAAUUUCAGGCAUGGUACCUUUUGCAAUUUCCAAAGUGGAAAUGGUAAAUUUAUUAACCUGGGCUUCUAGACAAAUGAUGCCUUAACUGAUCUCCUUCAGAGGGAGAAAGAAAUAGAGAGGAUGAUGCCUGGGGAAGUCAUGUGCACAAUUCCUUGAGGAAAACACAUAUUUCAUCAUAUAAACCAGGCAGUACAGACAAGGGUAGCAUAAAGGCUCUUGUGCGAAGGCCAACCAGUAUUAAAAUGAAGGGUCAUAGUCUAUCUAAUGAUGUCAGAUAUUUAUUAGAGUAAGUGAAAAUAAAGGAAAAUCUGGAAAGCAGUAACUACUGUUAAUGUCUAAGAAUCAGUGAGGGAAAACAAAGAACCAAGAAGGGAAGAACAGAUUUCAAAUGAGUUUCUAGAGAUGGUGCCUGGAUGGAACUGAAAGUAAUCAUGUCAAGGAGAAGACAACAUAGAUUUAUGCAAGAGAAGAUUC
Manis javanica (Malayan pangolin) is the source of this 2979-nucleotide messenger RNA. The record is from RefSeq and is a predicted model, not a curated record. Lineage: Eukaryota; Metazoa; Chordata; Mammalia; Pholidota; Manidae.